Molecule: messenger RNA, 2957 nt
Organism: Spirometra erinaceieuropaei
Lineage: Eukaryota; Metazoa; Platyhelminthes; Cestoda; Diphyllobothriidea; Diphyllobothriidae
Source: the annotation of a GenBank genome assembly
AUGAUUAAUCCAAAAAUCCUUUACAGCUACAUAAGACAGAGCACACGGAACAAAGAUCCUGUCCCACAGCAGCGAAGUACGAAUGGUGUGGAAAUCUCCGAUGACAAGGAUAAGGCUGAACAUCUCUCUCAGUUCUUCCGAUCAGUCGUGACAUGUGAACCAGAUUUUUUCUCCCCCAUUUGUGAAGACGAAGAAACGCCUACCCUCGAAGCCGUCUUCUUCACUGAAACAAUUGUUCGGAAUGAGUUACUAAACCUAAAAGAAUCGACCUCCCCAGACCCUGAUGCAAUCCCGGCCAAGCUGCUGAAGGAGCUAGCUCCCGAAAUGUCCAAGCCGUUAGCCUUGAUCUUUCAAACGUCAUUCGUUAGUGGAUGCCUGCCCUCUGACUGGAAGUCCGCUACCAUCACUCCGCUUUUUAAGGGUGGAAGUCGUGCGUCUGCGAAUAACUACAGGCCAGUGAGUCUUACCUCCAUCUGUUGCAAAAUAAUGGAGAAGAUCAUUAAGAAGGCCUUGGUGCAGUUCCUCGAGCAGUACCAUCUCCUUUCCGAUGCCCAACACGGCUUUCGAAGUGGUAGGUCCUGCCUCACGAAUCUGCUCUUUACGCUUGAACGAUGGACCAAAGCACGUGAUGAAGGCAAUGUGGCGCACGCCAUCUAUAUCGACUUCAAAAAGGCUUUCGACAUCGUUCCUCACCAAGGUCUCUUGUACAAACUGCGCAACGCUGGAAUUCGUGGACGCCUUCUUGUAUGCAUCCAGAGCUUUUUGGCUGGACGGUCCCAAAGAGUGCAGGUCGGGCGUCAACAGUCCUCAGAUGUAAGCGUGGUGAGUGGCGUCCCACUGGGCUCAGUCUUAGGUCCCAAGUUAUUUCUCGUUUUCAUAAAUGACUGCGUCAAGGACCUAGACUGUGAUGCCAUCCUGUUUGCCGACGACAUAAAAUGGGGGAAAGUUAUUUACAAUGCGGCAGACGCAGACCAUCUGCAAGCAAACUUGAACAGGCUCGAAGACUGGUCGAAGCGCUGGCUUAUGCCCUUCUAUAUAAGCAAGUGUAACUUUCUUCAAUUCGGCGGCUUCAGAGCCCCCAGCCCCAGGACCUACUUUCUACACGGCACAGCACUGCAGCAGGUUGACAGCAGAAGGACCUGGGUGUAUGGAUUACAUCUUCACUCAAACCAACACUGCAUUGCGGGAAGGCGGCUAAAUCGGCUACGGCCACAUUGCAACUCAAUAGGCGAGCAUUUAUGGGAUUUGACCCUGACUGCUUUUCCAAAAUAUUUGGCACCUUCGUGCGACCUCAUCUAGAAUACGCCAUACAGGCGUGGAGACCCUGGACUGCCAAGGAUUAUACCGUCUUGGAGAAGGUCCAGAGACGGGCGACCAAAAUGACACAAAAUCUGGGAGCACUGCCCUAUGAAACCAGACUGUCAAUCCUCAACCUGUUUCCCCUUUCCUACAGGCAAUUACGUGGUGACCUCAUACUAACAUUUCGCAUCAUCAACGGCCUAAACUGUUGUUUAGAUCCCACUGAUUAUUUCACCCAAGCUAACACGCCCACUUUGCGCGGUCAUCCCCUAAAACUACGCGCAGGGAAAUCAAGAAUCAAUGGACGGAAGUUCUUUUUCAGUAACAGAGUGGUUGCAGCGUGGAAUGCCCUACCUACCGAUGUGGUUAGCUCCCCCUGUGUGAAUUCCUUCAAGUGUGGACUUGACAUGCAUCAAGCUUUACAAUUACCACCCUCACAUUCACUAACAUAACCGGUACUACUUUAUAUAUGCUUAUACUACUUGUAAUUAGUAAGUAACCGUUAAUGAUUACUCUUUUUCGACUAGCUGUCAGCUGUCCCCGAGUACAAAAAAUCCAUUUUCAACUUCCCACUUAUUCAUGCUUAUCUCCGACGACUUGUAACCAAUAGAGAGUUCAAAGGUGCUUCCCUAUAUUUCCCUUAAUAAACUGAUACUGAUACUGAUACUGACUGCUCUGUCAUACCCCAUAUUAAUUUACUUCCUAUAUCUUGUAUUACGAACUUUCUUGAGGCUUAAUGACGAGCACUAUGAGCGUAACUCGAUGCAAUUCGAACGUGUCCUCUGACCGACACUAAUGGCGCCAAUCAUCACAACGAUCAUGUCGGCAUCUUUGCCUGGGGAGGCCAUGAUGCAGGCACACUUUCCUCGCGAAGCAAAAAGGCAUUACCGUAUUUUAAAGUACGCAUGCGUUUAGUUCCGCGCAUCCGAUUAUGAGAACGAUGAAGUUGUGUAGGAAAGAAUUUGGUGGUGGUGGCGUUCACGGCGACUGUUGUGGACGUGGUAGCAGUUUUGUCGUUGAUAAUGUUCAGAAAAAUGUUGCUUGGUGUGUUGAGGAUUAUAAUGGUGGUUUCAAUGGCGUUGGAUCUUUCGCUGAUUUAUACGGUAAGGGUGGACACAUUUGUGAUAUUUGUUGAUGGGCAAGAGGCGGUGGUCCAAGUGCUUAUAAUUUAGUGGAAAGAACAACGCUGAUUUUAUGGAUAUUUGAUGUAACAACGCCGUAUCUGUCAGCUUUAAUUUUGCUGUUCCUGGGAGUUGUGAUGACCUUGGUGAUGAAAAAUGGUUUAGCAGGGAUAGUAAAAAUUUAACUGGGAUUUAAACGAGGACGACGGUCAGGUUGGGAACGGUGGCAGGGAUGAUGAUGAUGAUGACGAUGACGACGAAGACGAAGAUGAUGCCGAGGAUGGUGAUGAUUAUGAAGAAUAUGAUGGUGAUGAGGAUGAUGAUGAUGACGACGAGGAAGACACCGACGACGACGACGACGACGACGACGACGACGACGACGACGACGACGACGACGACGACGACGAAGACGAUGAUGAUGAUGAUGAAGAAGAAGAAGAAGAAGAUGAUGAUGAUGAUGAUGAUGAUGAUGGAGGCAACGAUUAUCAUAAAAUUCAUGAUAAGAUCUCAGGCGGUAUAGCAUCUGACGGCGCGUAA